Messenger RNA from Solea solea (common sole), 3330 nucleotides. RefSeq names its product pleckstrin homology domain containing, family G (with RhoGef domain) member 6 (gene plekhg6). Lineage: Eukaryota; Metazoa; Chordata; Actinopteri; Pleuronectiformes; Soleidae. The coding region runs from base 79 to 3330 and encodes 1083 amino acids. The transcript has 15 exons. The record is from RefSeq and is a predicted model, not a curated record. Gene Ontology annotation, molecular function: guanyl-nucleotide exchange factor activity. Gene Ontology annotation, cellular component: axon; endocytic vesicle; plasma membrane. Gene Ontology annotation, biological process: Rho protein signal transduction; endothelial cell migration.
AGGGAGGGACCCAUGAAGGUAAAGAGAGAGAGAGGAGGAGAAAGCUAACAGAAACCAAAGAUGACUCGGUGAAACGCAAUGGAUUCAACCAAACCCAGCUUUUCCUCAAAAUCACUGCAUGUAAACAGUGGUGGAGAAAAUGAGUCACAGACGGCGGAAGGGCCGGUGCUGUGGAAGGACACUGUGGACUGGGAGAGGCAGAGGGACAGUGAAAGCAGAGAGACGGAUGUUGUCAAUGGGACGCCACCAGCUGCAGAGAUAAACCUCCACCACAAGGGGUCAGCAGACAAACAGAAGUUCAGUACACUGGGCUAUCAGAGAAGGACCAAACAGAAGGUUGUGACUGACUUUGCAACAGUGAGUAAAGGAACAUCUGCGGGGACCAGACCUAGAGCGGCGCUGAGGCAGGUCCUGUUCAGUCAGGGAGUGUCUGACAAGAACCCCGUGUCUGAGGAGCGAGGUCAGCUGGACGUGUUGAAGCGGGAGCUGGAGGCCUUCGCUGUGCCAGUCAGCCUGAAGUGGAAAUGGAAGGAGGAAAGUCAAGGAACAACACUGGAAAACAACUGGACAGAUAUAGUGCACUCUCAUUCAACUAUGUCCAAGAUGCAGAGACACCAGCAGGAGGCGCUGUGGGAGUUUGUUCACACUGAACUCACCUACAUCAACAAACUAAUUAUCAUCAAAGAUUUGGUGAUCGCCGCUCUCGUCAACCUCCACCUGCAUGGAUUUCUCCUGGAGGUGACGACCGAGCAGCUUUUCUCCAACGUCUCCUCCAUUCUCAGUGCACAUCAGCUGCUCUGGCAGGAGGUCAUCUAUCCUAUGUUACAGGAAGUCCGCACGACAGGCAAGCCCUUUGACCCAAUGAUGUUAGAGGCCGGUUGUCUGCAGUUCCAUGAACGUUUUCCCUCCUAUCAGCACUACUGUUGGGAGGAGGAAAACAAUCUUGAAUUCACGCGCAGGCAGAUGGAGAGCAACCCACAUUUCCUCACGUAUGUUCAGUGGGUGGAGACUCAUCCUCAGUGUGACCGCAUGCGUCUCGGGGACAUGCAGGCCAAACCUCAUCAGAGGGUCACAAAGUACCCGCUGCUGCUCAAAGCUGUGCUCAGAAACACCCAGGACCCUCAUGUGCAGCAAAUACUCAGAGGCAUGCUGUCCAGCGUGAACAGUUUCUUGGAUAGCAUCAAUGACUACCUGAGGCUAAAAGAUGAGGAGCUCGCUCUGUCCAUCUCUGCUCAGAGGGUGGAGGGAUAUGAGGUGGAGGGAAUAAGUGAAGAAAUUGACAAGCAUGUCAGAGAGAUCAGCCAGUUUGACCUCACGUGUCCCAUCAGAGGAGUGGGUCCUGGGGUGGUGCGUAGGCUGCUUCUGGAGGAGAACUUAAAGAUUCGUGACAGAAAGGACAACAAGCUAGAGGUGGUGGCUCUACUUUUCUCAGAUGUUCUUCUAAUGACGAAAGUCCAGAAGAAAGGAGAGCGACUGAAGGUGGUUCGACCUCCUCUGGCCCUGGACAAAACGUCUUGCAUCGCACUGAAAGAUGGCUGUUCAUUUCUUCUCGUGGAGAUAGGUGAGCUCAGGAGUGUUAUGAAUGUCUACAUAUUUGCAGCCGGCACCGCAGAGAGCUGCAGCACGUGGGUCUCGACCAUCCACCAGGCAAAGGUAUCUCUGACAAACAUGAGAAAGAUGGAGAGCAACAAACAACUGGAAAACUGGAAAAUCCAGCUGGAGACCAAACCUGUGAAAGAAGCACCGACAGAUCAUAUGGAGACAAAAGAACAUUUUGACGAUGGACUUUCUGAGGACCUUAAUAUGCCACCGUCAUUAAACGGGACGGUGGCAUCUAAAAACGCAGAGGCACAGUACCAAACUGCAGAUGAUGUGAUCGCUAACAGUGAAUUAGCUUUUUGGCAGGCCCAGCCCAGUGACAGUAAAUAUAAGUCAGUACUUAAGAGUGUUCAUGGUCAACAACAAGCAUUCAAAGAAUAUGAAUGGAUAGAAAUGGGAGUGAGAGGUUAUGGAGUUGAGAACUACGCAAUGGAAGACGAGCAAAUAGUUGAGUCUCACAUGAUGAAAGAGCAAAGCAUGGCCUUUAACCAGAGCACACAAUGGACCCCUAAUCUGGAUCUUUUCAAUCCUAGCACUGCUGAAGAUCCAAGAUCAAAUACAAUUGGGAGACCAAACAAUUUUUUACCGGUAGGAUUACCAGAUGUGGACUACCCAACUGAUGAAGAUAGCACUUUAACGUUUUCUUACCAACCAACACUUCCCAAGGAAGAAAGGGGAGGUCCUCAGUUUCAAAGAGUACCAGGAGAAGGAGGACUAUUAAGAAAAGGACAUUCUCAGUCUGUGAAUGAAGACAUCAGGAGAAGGUCCAGUCACUCUGCAGACAUGAAAGCGUCUUCAGAGGUUUGGGGGGUUUCAAAAGAUUUGAAGACACCUCGGUUACAAAGGAGGAGGCCGGUUAGCGUCCACCAGGGUCUCUUCACCCAGACGUCCAGGCAGUACGGCUCUGCGCAGACUUGGACUGCAGCAAGCAACUCGUCUUCUAACUCUGACUCUGACUACAACCUCAAAAACAAGAGAAACUCUGUUCCUUCUGGCCAAAACACCGAUUCACUCCGUGUCCUCAAGCUUGGAUCCCUAAAACCAAACCAAGGCAUGUUUGGGUACAUGCAUGAUAGGGACACAUCAGACCCAGUGACAUUUUCUGAGUCUGAGCUGCCUAAUCUGAAUUUGCAGAACAAAAUGAAAACCCAAAGGAGCGCUUCCAUUCCUAAUAUUAUGAUUGAGGGAGGUCAUGGACUUCGCCUGCACUCCAGCAGCCUUUACACUUUACCCCAAGAGCAAGACAUACCUUUUCCUAACCCAGGACAUUGUCCCUCUCGUCUGGAGGGCCUUCUGGAGAGAGCCAAAGUGAGAGUGAGGGAUCGAGAUGGAUUAAAUCCAGGGCGAAAUGUGAAAAAGACUAAUUCAAGGCCAUAUCCUCCUCCCUCCCCCUCAUUUUCCAACACACCUUCACCCUCGCCCAGUGAGGGAGACCGUGACACAGAAUGGGAGGAGGAGGAGGUGGAGCUGAUGAGACACCGAGCGCUCACAGUGAGUCAAGGAUGGAAAGAGCAGCUGGUAGAUGGAGAUGAACACGAGAGUAGAAACAGUGUUGCCUUUUCAGAAGGUGUAAAUGUGGACUGGCCAGGCUGGUGCUUUGAUGAUGAAGAAGUCAUGGACCAUUUACAACCUAGAGAUGAAGGACUUCUGGAGGACAUCACCCGUUCUUUGUCCUUUUUUGAUUUUCGCCACUUUUCAGAGCAUGAAGAGGGCGAGUGUAGUCAGGUGUAG